Messenger RNA from Bemisia tabaci, 2800 nucleotides. Its product is annotated as protein transport protein Sec23A. Gene Ontology annotation, cellular component: COPII vesicle coat; endoplasmic reticulum exit site. Lineage: Eukaryota; Metazoa; Arthropoda; Insecta; Hemiptera; Aleyrodidae. Gene Ontology annotation, biological process: endoplasmic reticulum to Golgi vesicle-mediated transport; intracellular protein transport; COPII-coated vesicle budding. Gene Ontology annotation, molecular function: zinc ion binding; GTPase activator activity. The record is from RefSeq and is a predicted model, not a curated record.
ACUUUUCUUCCGUCCAAGUCGAUGACGUGGAGAAGACGUUGGAUCAGUUUCAGCUAUAUUACGGAACUUAUACAGGGUUUAAUUUUUGAUUGUCGUCAGUUUAUUUGUUUAAUAAAUAAUUCUUAAAUCGAUAUGGUAAAAACGUGCUGAUUUGUCAAGAUGACAACGUAUGAAGAAUUUAUUCAACAAAAUGAGGAUCGAGACGGAGUCAGGUUCACUUGGAAUGUAUGGCCAUCUAGCAGACUAGAUGCUACUAGAUUAGUGGUACCAAUUGGUUGCUUAUAUCAACCUUUGAAAGAAAAACCAGAUCUUCCACCCAUCCAGUAUGACCCUGUUAUGUGCACAAGAAGUAAUUGUAGAGCAAUAUUGAACCCACUUUGCCAAGUAGACUAUCGAUCUAAAUUAUGGGUGUGCAAUUUCUGUUUUCAGAGGAAUCCCUUCCCUCCGCAGUAUGCUGCAAUCUCAGAGCAACAUCAACCUGCAGAAUUGAUACCAAACUUUUCAACAAUAGAAUACUCAAUCACGAGAGCUCAUUGUCUACCACCAAUUUUCCUACUAGUAAUUGACACUUGUCUGGAUGAAGAAGAAUUAGGUGCGCUGAAAGAUUCUUUGCAAAUGUCUCUCAGUCUACUGCCGCAAAAUGCUCUCAUAGGAAUCAUCACGUUCGGUAAAAUGGUUCAAGUUCAUGAGUUAGGUUGUGAUGGAUGCGCAAAAAGUUUUGUUUUUCGCGGUACGAAAGACCUCUCCGCCAAACAGCUUCAAAACAUGCUGGGUGUCGGGGUAUAUCGUGAAACUCCUCAGCAGCAGUUCCAGCAGCGCAAUCCGGCACAGCCAAACGGUCCUCCUAGUGUAGCAUCUCCCGCUGGUGCAGCAACAAAUAGAUUUUUACAACCAGUUCACAAAUGUGAUAUGAGUCUAACAGAUCUGUUAGGAGAAAUGCAGCGAGAUCCUUGGCCUGUACCUCAAGGCAAACGCUCAUUACGGGCUACUGGAGUUGCUCUUUCUAUAGCUGUCAGCCUUUUAGAGUGUUGUUAUCCAAACUCUGGAGGACGAAUAAUGCUGUUUGUUGGAGGACCCUGUUCCGAGGGCCCGGGUCAAGUAGUGAAUGAUGAAUUGAAAGACCCAAUCCGAUCUCAUCACGACAUUCAAAAAGACAAUGCGAAGUACAUGAAAAAAGCAAUUAAGCACUAUGAAGGGCUGGCAGUGCGUGCUGCAUCCAAUGGGCAUGCCAUUGACAUUUAUUCUUGUGCCCUCGACCAAACUGGACUCCUGGAAAUGAAGCAAUGUUGCAAUUCUACAGGAGGUCACAUGGUGAUGGGAGAUUCUUUCAAUUCAUCAUUGUUCAAGCAAACAUUCCAAAAAGUCCUAGCAAAGGAUGUGAAGGGCGACUACAAAAUGGCAUUCAAUGGAAUCGUAGAAGUUAAAACUUCCCAGGAAUUGAAAGUUAUGGGAGCAAUUGGAUCCUGUGUUUCUUUGAAUGUGAAGAGUGCUCACGUGUCUGAUACAGAGGUCGGUCUAGGAGGAACUUCACAGUGGAAAUUCUGCACACUGUACCCCAGCACAACUUGUGCAUUUUAUUUUGAAGUAGUUAACCAGCAUACAGCUCCUAUUCCACAAGGAGGUCGCGGCUGUAUUCAGUUCAUCACUCAGUAUCAACAUUCCAGUGGCCAGAAACGAAUUCGAGUCACCACUUUAGCAAGGAAUUGGGCGGAUAUGAAUUCAGGUCUGAUGCACAUCAGUGCUGGAUUUGAUCAAGAGGCAGCAGCAGUUAUCAUGGCUCGCACUGUCGUCAAUAAGGCAGAAACAGAUGAAGGUCCAGACGUCAUGCGCUGGGCUGAUAGAAUGUUAAUUCGAUUGUGUCAGAAAUUUGGACAGUAUUCAAAGGAUGAUCCCAACAGUUUUCGUCUGCCAGAAAAUUUCAGUCUUUUCCCUCAAUUUAUCUAUCACUUGAGACGGUCACAAUUUUUGCAAGUGUUCAAUAAUAGUCCUGAUGAAACCUCGUUCUAUCGGCAUAUUCUUCUUCGCGAAGAUUUGACACAGAGCUUGAUUAUGAUUCAGCCAAUAUUGUACAGUUACUCUCUCGCAGGGCCUCCUGAGCCUGUUUUGUUAGACACCAGCAGUAUUCAGCCUGACAGAAUUUUGCUGAUGGACACAUUCUUCCAAAUUUUAAUUUUCCAUGGCGAGACCAUUGCUCAGUGGCGAGCGCUUAGGUACCAAGAUAUGCCAGAGUAUGAACAUUUUAAACAGUUACUUCAAGCUCCUGUUGAUGAUGCCCUAGAAAUUUUACACAGUCGCUUCCCAAUGCCCAGAUACAUUGACACUGAACAAGGUGGAUCUCAGGCCAGAUUUUUGCUGUCCAAGGUGAAUCCCUCACAGACGCACAAUACUGCUUUUGGUUACGGAGGAGAUGCUGGAGCUCCAGUACUGACAGAUGACGUCAGUCUGCAAGUCUUCAUGGAACACUUGAAAAAGUUAGCAGUCUCUUCAAAUGCUUGAAGUUGAUUUCUUUGAACCAUGAAACUUAACAAUUAAUUACUUAGGGGGCAUCUUGUACACUUCAUGUUUAUCUAAAACCUUUUAAUUAAUUAAUUAAUUACUUAGGGGGCAUCCUGUACACUUCAUGUUUUUCUAAAACCUUUUAUAAAAAAAGUAUGUAAAUAGAAGCUGAGCUUUUCAUCCAUUUUUUACAAUGAACAUAUUUUAAAUAUCAAUUUUGUUUUUAUAUUGCAAUAGUUUGGAGAGAACUAUGCUUUCAUAGUUUAUUUAUGUUUUAUGCAAUAAAAUGUUGGUUAUUUUAUAA